Messenger RNA from Callorhinchus milii (elephant shark), 4071 nucleotides. It is a transcript of the gene prpsap2, whose product is annotated as phosphoribosyl pyrophosphate synthetase-associated protein 2. Lineage: Eukaryota; Metazoa; Chordata; Chondrichthyes; Chimaeriformes; Callorhinchidae. Bases 6 to 1220 code for a protein of 404 amino acids. The record is from RefSeq and is a predicted model, not a curated record. Gene Ontology annotation, molecular function: magnesium ion binding; ribose phosphate diphosphokinase activity. Gene Ontology annotation, biological process: purine nucleotide biosynthetic process; 5-phosphoribose 1-diphosphate biosynthetic process. Gene Ontology annotation, cellular component: cytoplasm; ribose phosphate diphosphokinase complex. The transcript has 11 exons.
GUCACAUGGGCUGUGGGGGUUUGCCGGUGUGUGAGGCGCUGUGGCUGUGGGAGGGUUACAGGGAAAGCUCUCGUCUUUGUUUUUUUUGCUUGUCCCAGUCUGUGCUGAAGGCGAGUAUCGAGGUGUUUUCAAUCCUGGAUCCCACCAUGAACAUAACCCAGGGUGGUCUGGUCCUCCUCUCCGCCAGCUCCUGUGCGGCCUGUGCUGAGCUGGCCAGGAAGAUUUCAGAGCGACUUGGCGUAGAACUGGGUAAAGUUCAAGUCUCCCAAGCAUCUAACCGAGAAACAAGAGUACAGAUUCAAGAGUCUGUCAGAGGGAAAGAUGUGUUUAUUAUCCAGACUGUUUCAAAGGAUGUCAACACUACUAUUAUGGAGCUCCUUAUAAUGAUUUAUGCCUGUAAGACAUCGUGUGCCAAGAAUAUCAUUGGUGUGAUACCUUAUUUCCCAUACAGCAAGCAGUGUAAAAUGAGGAAACGAGGUUCCAUUGUGUCUAAGCUAAUGGCAUCCAUGAUGUGUAAAGCUGGCUUGACACACCUCAUAACAAUGGAUUUACACCAGAAAGAAAUCCAGGGAUUUUUCAAUAUUCCUGUUGACAAUCUGCGAGCUUCUCCAUUCCUGUUGCAGUACAUCCAGGAAGAGAUUCCUGACUACAGGAAUGCAGUCAUUGUUGCGAAGUCACCAGCAUCUGCCAAAAGAGCGCAGUCCUUCGCUGAGCGGUUGCGUCUGGGGAUUGCAGUGAUUCACGGUGAAGCUCAGGAUGCAGAGUCAGACAUGGUGGAUGGCAGACAUUCACCACCUAUGGUGAAAAAUGCAGCAGCCAUACACCCCAGUCUGGAGAUGCCCUUGCUGAUUCCAAAGGAGAAACCUCCAAUCACAGUUGUUGGAGAUGUUGGGGGAAGAAUAGCCAUCAUAGUGGACGACAUGAUUGAUGACGUUGACAGCUUUUUAGCAGCUGCCGACACGUUGAAGGAGAGAGGAGCAUACAAAAUCUUUGUAAUGGCAACGCACGGUGUGUUGUCCUCUGAUGCUCCUCAGUUGAUAGAGGAAUCAGCAAUUGAUGAGGUGAUCGUCACUAAUACCAUCCCACAUGAACUCCAGAAACUCCAGUGCCAUAAAAUAAAGACUGUCGACAUCAGCAUGAUUCUGUCUGAGGCCAUUCGGAGAAUCCACAAUGGUGAAUCAAUGUCUUAUCUAUUCCGAAAUAUUGGUGUGGAUGAUUAAAACUCUCUUUCCUAAGGCCAACCUGAAGUGCACCUUUACCUAACUUGGCAAGAAUAUUGUGUAAGAAGUGAAAUUUGUCAAGUGGAGACUUUUUUAAAAAAGAAUUUUUGGGACUACCUACGAAAUUCUUUGUUUUUCUGAAGCUUAAAGUGUUACCCAAACCUUUCUCUUCCAACCCAAUCCACCAUUUUUACUUGUGUUGAUACUUGUACUAUAUUUUGCGUGGUACAGGCAUUGCCUUUCUCUGCUCUUGAAUACAACAACUUGCAUUUAUAUAGCGUCCUUCACACAAGGUGUAAACCAUUAGUUUUCUCUCCCUGACUCCUUACGAGCUCGGCGUUUACUAUAACCCAAUAGUUGAGCUCCCAGCUCAGCCCUAGCUGAGGUUGGAUUAUUUAGCAUAGACCAGGAUCUAAUGUAUGAUCACGAUCUGUAAAUAUAUUAAUGAGCUCAAAGUAAAUUUGACAAAACCUCAACACAAGACGCAUGUAAAACUACCCCUGAAAUUUAAAAAACCUAACCAAAUACAAAUGCCAUGGCACCUGUUUCCUAAUGAGAAAACCAAACCAGUGAACACGUGACAAAGCCAAGCGUACUGUCCUCCAUCACAAAUUGCUCGUUCCGUUUGAGGCAAACUGUACAUGAUGCCAGAUAAAGACGGCAAGAAUUGAAUGUACAUUGCGUCCUAUUUUUCCAGUUCGGAAAGGUAAAAACAAAGAUGCCAACAAAAAACAGGAUUAGAUCCUCCCAAAAUUAAAAUAACGGCACCCGGAAAUUAAACUAAGUGCCCAAAAAUUAAACGGCCUAGACAGCUAUCGCCAGCCCCAACUAAAAAUCUAACCCUAAAAAGUUCCAUACUAUGGAGCACUGUUACUUACAGAAAGGCUGGAGCACUAUUUCAGGGGGUGCUGAACUUCGAAUCUUGGAGCCCUGAUUUGUAUAUUUACAUCUGUAUGAAAGGAAGUCAUUGUGGCAUAACAGAGUAGCAUGACGCAGAACUACAACAGGCCAGUUGGCCCAACUAGUCCCUGACGGUGUUUAUAGUCCAUGAGCCACCUUCCCAUCCCUUGUGUUCCCCUUUCCUACUCACCUACCUCAUGUACGCAUCAAGUCUUUUGUUAAAUAUAUUGAUGCUCCCACUGGGUUGGAUCAAAAGAGAGGGUGGGGAAUGAUGUAUCCAUAUACUUAUACUACACACAAAUGGAUACAUGGGAGGCUGCAAAUAAGAUUGGAUUUUUCCUGCAGAGGGAAGUAUUGGUGCUUGAGAACAAGAGUUACAGUGAAACUCCAGAAAUUAUUCAACUUUAAAUAACUAGUGUGCUUGCUGAUGUUUUACAUAUCGAAUCUAGAAGCAAGUUCUCAUCUUUGAUUUAUUGGAUUAUUGUAUGACCUCUAACUGCUGUCAUUAAGGACUCCAUUACUUGUGUAAGUAACUUUCAUAGGAAGUCUCAAUGUUCUCAUUUAUAAAGGUGACCUUGUAAUUUCUGGCUUCACUCGAAACGUGUCGGAGGUGUAGGAAUACCUUGUUUGAAUAGAAAUAGUAUUUCAUGAUUUUGCUUCCCUCACUAUCCUCUUCCCAAUCAAACCUUCCCUAGAUGGCAAACUUUGAGGCGGAAAUCAAUUAGGUUGCUAAUAGUUCUCAACCAUGCUGAACUGACUUAUUGAAUGAACCAUAGAGAUGAGAAAUCACCACUUAGUUGAAUUGGUCAAUUUAGUUUAGAACAUCCCAAAUGUUAGAUGGUCUGUAGGAACUCUGUGGUAAUGGAUAUUUUUCUUCCACGCUGUUGCUCUGGUUUCCGGCUUUCUGAUUUAAGAGCAAGGCAGAAGGGCUGACUUGAUAAGAGCAGGCUGCAAUUACAGCUCUUUAUUUUGACCUAUUAAAAAAAACAUGAUAAUUGAAUGGGGAAGAAAAAGAGAAUUGUGGAUUCACGCAAACUGUACAUGGACCACAAACCCGUUGUGAUGUUAUAACUAAAAACAUGAGCAGUUGUUGUGUUUGAACUAAUGCUCUGCUGACUAAUUAUAUGUGGAAGACGAUGUGGAUUAAUAUUGAAUUUCCAGACCAGUACAGAGCCCCUGCUCUAUCAGUAGUGUGUGUAUAAUUCAGCUAAUGUUCAAUAUAGCUUACUGUAAUUUAUGGUGUUAAUAUUCUCACACCAAGCUGAGUGAAUUCCAUUCCACAGUCCUAAUGAAAAUGUUUCUCUUUCCCCUCCCCAAUUUAUCAAUUUCAUUUUAGCUUUGAAUAUGGUCACAAAGCAUGUUUCAUUGAUUUAAUACUUUAGCAUUUUUGUGCUUGUUAAAAUGAGCAACGUCUGUGUUGGGAAUGGAAAACAAACCUGUUCUCUGUUUGGCAUUAUAUCAGAAUUUGAAGCAGAGUUGAGCUCACUUUAGAUAGCCAUGUGAUAGGACAUUAUCACAAGCUAUGUGAUAAGGAAAUUUAAUUCUGCAUAACCAUAACUUAAUAUACGUUUUGUUAAAUUGAGGAAACAUCCUAGUUAAAUACCUGUUGCACAACGUGCCAUAAGCCUAGCUGUGUGAUUUUUAUAACUUGUAGGGAUUCUGGUCAAAAGUAUUUGUUGGGGAACUAGUUAAGUGUUUCUCAUGAUUCACUUUGCCUUUAGAAUGGAAAAAUCAGUAAUCCGAGGUUGCAAAUUUCUUACUUUAAUUGGAAACGGUUGAAUAGAGCCUGAGUUAGGCAUCACAGCUAGUUCUCCUCACAGAAAUCAGUUGGUUGAUGGCAAAUGUUAGCCACAAAACCAUUGACCUGCCAUGGGUUUUACACUGAAUCCACAACUGAUGGUGGGGCACUACUGUGUGCAAUUGGCUGCACACUACUAUACACUAUGUGCAG